UUUUCAAAUCUUUGAGCGAGCAGUUUACUCAUUGAAAGUUUCUUGAGAAAUAAAUAUUUAAAAACAUUAAUUAGAAGAAGUUCACUUUUAAAAAGAGUCAAAUUAAUUGAAUUAGAUCAUAAUAAAUUGAAAGCAAAUCAAGGAAAUAUCAAUAUGUUUUGGGGACUUAUCUUAAAAGCCAACAAAAAGUACACACAAAAAUUAGAAAAGCCUUUUCAUCUCUCACAGGCUGCUCUAGAUCAUUCUUCAUCCGAUGAUGAUCCUGUUCAAGUUAUGUAUUCACAUGAAAAUAGUAGCUACUUAUUGUGUACUUUACAGAAAGGCAAAAACAUCCAAUGUGCUUUAGAUUUGAAUUUUGCCGAGGGAGAUGAGCUCUGCUUUCUGACAAAAGGCAAUGGAAUUGUCCAUUUAACAGGAUUUUUAGUUCCUGAAGAAGAUUUUAAUUAUGGCGAAUAUGAUUCUGAGGAAGAAGAUGAGGAAUCAGAGAUUGAGACGCCAGAUUUGCGUGAAAAGUUAAACAAAAAUAAAGCCAUCGACAAAAAGGGAGGUAAGAAGAAACAGGAAAUAGAGGAAUCCAAUGAGGACGAUGAUGAUAGCGAUGAAAUCGAUGAUGACGAAGAAUUGGACGUUUCUGCAUUAAAUGAAGAAGACGACGAUGAUGACGACGAAAGUGCUGAUGAUGAAGAAGAAGAAGAGGACGAUGUUGAGAAUGAGUCUGAUGAAGAGGAAGAGGUAGCACCACCUAAACCAAAGCAGCAAAAAUUAGAACCAAGUGGAAAGGAUAAGAAGAAAGACAAAAAGCAACAAAAUGGAACAACAAAUGGCCAAGAGAAGAAAACUCAACAAAAAGAUGAAAAGAUUGGACAGGUUCGAAAGUUGCAAGGAGGUUUGGAAUGUCAGGAUUUAAAAAUUGGAGGUGGUGCAGAAGCUAAAGUUGGAAAGAAAAUUCAAGUUUAUUAUGAAGGACGCUUAAAGAACAAUAACAAAAUAUUUGAUGCUACAAAAUCGGGACAAGGAUUUAAAAUGACUUUAGGACGGGGAGAAGUAAUUAAAGGCUGGGAUAUCGGACUCAUUGGUAUGAAAGUAGGUGGAAAACGAAGACUUGUUUGCCCGCCUGCAUUUGCUUACGGUUCUAAAGGAAAUCCUCCUGUUAUUCCUCAAAAUUCGACGCUUGUUUUUGACAUUGAACUAAAGAAUGUUUUAUAAGUAGUUGAUUGGUAUCUAGAAUUUUAAAACUGAAAUCAACUACAAGAUUCAUCAUCCGUCAUUACAUGAUCCUUUUAUCUAUUUUUUUUUUCACAACCUGUUUGCAUUUAAGGAAAUAGUCGUCGUUUUGAAAUAUAAAUAAUUUUUUUUGCAAAUAUAAAAAAAGAUGCUAAGAAAUUUAACUUACAUACAUAUAGCCUACAUAAGAACUUCAGAAAUUAAAACUUUGAAUCCAUAAAAAUAAGUAAUUUACAGAGAUUUAUUUGAUAAUGAAGAACUAUGUAAUUUUUUAAAACCUAAGAAAGAAAAAAAAAUAAAUUAAUGCGUAAUGAUGUAAUUAAUACUUUAAAACGUUUAUCUUUUCUUAAUAAAGUUUUACGGUUCUGCAAUGAAUA
This is a messenger RNA of Chironomus riparius, 1601 nucleotides long. NCBI's taxonomy places the organism in Eukaryota, Metazoa, Arthropoda, Insecta, Diptera, Chironomidae. The record is from the annotation of a GenBank genome assembly.